AUGAAAUUCAUCAGAAGGAUCUUCUCCUACUUGAGUGUGAUCAUUUGCUUUUUCUUAUACGUUAAGGCAUAUGAAGUGGCAUACGACCUUAGCAAUUUGGGAACGGCUGAGAAAAGAAUGGCCCUCAGCUUGAUUCAGAUAUAUGAAGAUACAAGAAAUACUGAAAGGAAUUUUUAUGAAAAGUUCAAAAAUUCCCAUAAGAUAUUUGACGAGAUAGGAAGGGGAAGAGGUACUAUCAGUAAGACAUCUCCUCUGAGUAAGACAUCUCCUCUGAGUAAGACAUCCCCUCAGAGUAAGACAUCCCCUCAGAGUAAGACAUCCCCUCAGAGUAAGACAUCCCCUCAGAGUAAGACAUUUCCUCUGAGUGUAAAUCUCCCGAGUAGUGAAAAAUCAAACGGAGGGGUAGAGGAGGAGAGGCCAUUAUUUCCCACAUCUUUUGUGCAAGUGACAUCAAAGGGACCUGUGGAAGAGGAUACAAUUUGGAGGGCCCUGUACGACACCCAGCUGAGAAGAUCCCCACCGAAUGAACACGUUCAUAUUUUUUCUUUAGAAAAUGAAGAAAGAGAAUUUGAGGACGCAAAGGCAGAUGCGUUGUAUGCACAAAUACAAAUGAUGAAAAAUCAGUUUGAGAGGAAUUUAAGUUACAUGGAUACGGAACUUUCUCGUCAAAAGAGGAUACGAGAGGUGAUAAAACAAGCUAGCUAUCUGCAGGAGCGAGCGGGGAAAACGGAAGAAACAGGGAAAAUACAUAAAACCAUUUCAGCUGAUCAAGCCGAUCCAAUGAAACGAGGUAACAAUAAUGGGCCCCUCACAGGUAGAGUACCACUUAGGGGGACAUACGGGACGAAGACUCUCUGCUAA
Messenger RNA from Plasmodium gonderi, 861 nucleotides. RefSeq lists its product as hypothetical. Lineage: Eukaryota; Apicomplexa; Aconoidasida; Haemosporida; Plasmodiidae. The transcript has a single exon. The record is from RefSeq and is a predicted model, not a curated record. Bases 1 to 861 code for a protein of 286 amino acids.